Trichomonas vaginalis G3 is the source of this 1104-nucleotide messenger RNA. RefSeq lists its product as uncharacterized. The coding region runs from base 1 to 1104 and encodes 367 amino acids. Lineage: Eukaryota; Parabasalia; Trichomonadida; Trichomonadidae. The record is from RefSeq and is a predicted model, not a curated record. The transcript has a single exon.
AUGUCUAAACAAGCCACAUCUAAGUAUUUAGACAAUAAAAAUAUUAUCAAGGAGCUUAUUAGAUCCUCGCCUAAAAAGUACAAAGCAAUAGUUAUUUCAGACUCAGAAGAUGAAGAUCAAAAGAAAGCCAUCUUAAUCUCAGAUUCAGAAAAUUAUGAUGAUAACUCGUACACAAGUGAGUACAACUACAAAAUGCACAAUAAUAAUAAGAAAAAUAAAAAUUAUUCUGAUUCUUAUGUUGAAGAUUACAAUACAUAUGCAACAGAAUCAGAUUAUCAAUCCAAUUUAUCAUAUACAACUAAUGGAGAUUAUACACCUUCAAUUUCGACAUAUUCUACUCAAUCGAAUUUAUCUUAUGAUUCAGAACAAUCAUAUAAUGAUACUUAUGAUCCAUAUUCAUCAUGUGCCACUUACAAUAGCAAUUGCAGUUCAAAUCCAAGAAUUUGCCCAAAUUGCUCUAAAGUUCUCUCAGAUUCUUCAUAUCUCACUGAUGAUUCAGAUGCUUCUGAAGAUUAUGAAAGCGUUUAUGAUUCAGUACAGAACUCUGAAUCCUACGUGUCUGAUAAUGAGGACCCAAUCCCCUACAAAUCCUCAAAGAAAAGAUUUGAUCCAAGAGUCGAACUUAAACAGCAAAGAAGAGCAACCAACACAAAAAGAAUUCUUGAUAAUCGCCUUAAAUGCGAUGACGUUCCUUCUCCGCAAGUGAUUAUUUCACCACGUCAGCCAUCUCCGAUGAGAUUAGCUAUCAAAGCUAAGAAUAAAGAAGUUAAAUCACUUCUUGAAAGAUGCUACGAAAAGCUUGUUGCAAAAAAGGCUGCAGAGAAACAGAGAAGGGAGGAAGAAGCAAGGAAGAAAGCAGAAGAAGAAAUCAUACGAAAGAGGAAGAAAUGCGUUAAAGAGUUACUUGAACAGCUCAGAUUAAAGAAGGAAAAUCCAGACAGAUAUAUUUCUACAUACAGAAGACCGGUUAAAUGCAUGGUUGACGAUAGUGAUUCUUACUUAAGCAAUGCAAACUCAUAUUACUCAGAUUAUUCUGAUGAUUAUUACUCAGAUGAUUAUGAAGACUAUACUUACGACUCUUAUGCAUACUCAUAUGCUGAUUGA